Molecule: messenger RNA, 1400 nt
Organism: Galeopterus variegatus (Sunda flying lemur)
Lineage: Eukaryota; Metazoa; Chordata; Mammalia; Dermoptera; Cynocephalidae
Gene: DHRS3
Product: dehydrogenase/reductase (SDR family) member 3
Exons: 7
Coding region: 1-963 (320 amino acids)
Cellular component (GO): lipid droplet
Molecular function (GO): oxidoreductase activity, acting on the CH-OH group of donors, NAD or NADP as acceptor
Source: RefSeq, a predicted model, not a curated record
AUGCCUAGUGACUCAUGCAAAAGUCACACAACAAACCAAUUCCAGAGCAAAGUUCUUGAGACCCCAGCCAGGCUGCUUUCCAUUUCAGAGGGCAGUUCUGGCACCAAGCACUGCCAAAGCAUCCUGUCCGUGUGUGCAGCUGGGGUAACCUCCGGCCGGCGGCGCGGAGGAGCGUGUGUGGCUCGCAGGCUGCGGCCCGGAGGCUGCUGGCACCUCGCAUCUCAUUUGCAGCUCCGGGUUCAGCCACAGAUUGUUCUCUGGGGCCGGACUGAGAAAUGCCUGAAGGAGACGACGGAGGAGAUUCGGCAGAUGGGCACCGAGUGUCACUACUUCAUCUGCGACGUGGGCAACCGGGAGGAGGUGUACCAGACGGCCAAAGCUGUCCGUGAAAAGGUGGGUGACAUCACCAUCCUGGUGAACAACGCCGCCGUGGUCCAUGGGAAGAGCCUGAUGGACAGUGACGAUGAUGCCCUCCUCAAGUCCCAGCACAUCAACACCCUGGGCCAGUUCUGGACCACCAAGGCCUUCUUGCCACGCAUGCUAGAGCUGCAGAACGGCCACAUCGUGUGCCUCAACUCUGUGCUGGCGCUGUCCGCCAUCCCCGGCGCCAUCGACUACUGCACGUCCAAAGCAUCAGCCUUCGCCUUCAUGGAGAGCCUGACCCUGGGGCUGCUGGACUGUCCGGGCGUCAGCGCCACCACCGUCCUGCCCUUCCACACCAGCACUGAGAUGUUCCAGGGCAUGAGGGUCAGGUUUCCCAACCUCUUCCCUCCGCUGAAGCCGGAGACGGUGGCCCGGAGGACAGUGGAAGCCGUGCAGCUCAAUCAGGCCCUCCUGCUGCUCCCGUGGACGAUGCACGCCCUCAUUAUCCUGAAGAGCAUACUCCCACAGGCUGCUCUCGAAGAGAUCCACAGAUUCUCAGGAACCUACACCUGCAUGAACACUUUCAAAGGGCGGACAUAGAGGCAGGACGCGGAGAUACGCUGGAGGAGCCACAGAGCCUGAGGGGGUCAUGGCACCUGGACUCACACCCACGUGCCUGUCCCUUGGCACACUUCUGCUGCAUGAGCAGGACUGCUCCUGUCCCCAGGGAAGAAUCUGGCUGCCUCCCAGGCCAGCUCCAGGACCUUUGCACAGGACUGAUGGGUGCAACUCUGACCCCAGUGAGGAGGCAAUAAACCAGCCAGCAGCCGCCUUGACACUUUUGUACAUUUCUAAUUCUGUAGAGUUUAUUGUUAAAUUGCUUCUCAAGUCUAACCAGCCUCAGCAGUGUGUGUAGACUAUUCCAGGAGGGUCUGCCCCCAGAUCUCCACCUUCCCCUCCAAAACCCACUCAUCCUCAGCUUGCACAAACUGGUUGAACGGCAGGAAGGAAAAAUAAAGAGAUACGGCUUUUACGAG